This is a messenger RNA of Melanotaenia boesemani (Boeseman's rainbowfish), 2686 nucleotides long. It is a transcript of the gene exo1, whose product is annotated as exonuclease 1. The coding region runs from base 271 to 2598 and encodes 775 amino acids. Gene Ontology annotation, biological process: DNA recombination; mismatch repair. Lineage: Eukaryota; Metazoa; Chordata; Actinopteri; Atheriniformes; Melanotaeniidae. The record is from RefSeq and is a predicted model, not a curated record. Gene Ontology annotation, molecular function: metal ion binding; 5'-flap endonuclease activity; DNA binding. Gene Ontology annotation, cellular component: nucleus. The transcript has 14 exons.
ACCUCUUUUGCCGCUAAAACCAAAUACCUUUUAGUUUUCAGCUGUGAGGUUGAGUUGAUGCUAGCAACGGAAAGGUAAAUUUGAAUAAUUAACACGUGAGUAAUUAUAAACUGUGGGUUUUGCAUGUUGCCUUCAUCGGACCAGCUGUACACGGAUGUCGGUUGUCACCAUCGUUUGUUGUGAGAGGGAGGAAACCGUCUACUUACUUUUGUUGCUGACCUAAAAACUAAUAAGGUUCAUAAUUGGCGUGGCAAAGCCGAGCAGCUGAAAAUGGGAAUAUCUGGACUGUUGCAGUUCAUCAAAGAUGCAGCAGAGCCUAUCAACGUGAAAAAAUACAAAGGCCAGACAGUGGCUGUGGACACUUACUGCUGGCUGCACAAAGGAGCUUUUUCCUGUGCUGAGAAGCUCGCUAAAGGGGAGCCAACUGACCAGUAUGUGUGGUACUGCAUGAAGUUUGUGGACAUGCUUUUGAACUUCAGUGUCAAACCAGUUCUGGUGUUUGAUGGACGCAAUCUGCCCUCCAAACAAGAGGUGGAAACGGCUCGCAGAGAACGCAGAGAAGCAAAUCUUCAAAAAGGCCGACGGCUGCUGCGCGAAGGCAAACUGUCUGAGGCCAGAGACUGUUUCACCCGCUGCGUCAACAUCACUCCGGCCAUGGCGCACAACCUCAUCAAGGCUGCCAGGUCGAGGGGGGUGGACUGUGUGGUUGCUCCGUAUGAAGCUGAUGCUCAGUUGGCGUACCUCACCAGAUCUGGUUUGGCUCAGGCGGUCAUCACAGAGGACUCGGACCUGCUGGCAUAUGGCUGUAAAACGGUUAUUCUCAAGAUGGACAAGCAGGGCAACGGCCUGGAGAUAGACCAGAGUAAUCUGGGCCGCUGCCGCUCCCUGGGAAACGUCUUUACCGAGGAGAAGUUCCGCUACAUGUGCAUCCUUGCUGGCUGUGAUUAUCUGGCCUCCCUUCAUGGCAUCGGCCUUGGAAAGGCCUGCAAGCUGCUCCGGCUGGCCAAAGACCCCGACAUCCUCAAGGUGAUCAGAAAGAUGGGUCAGUACCUGAAAAUGAAUCUGGUUGUCCCUGAGCAGUACCUUGAGGGGUUUGUCAAAGCCAAUAACACCUUCCUGUACCAGCUGGUGUUUGACCCCAUCCGGAGGAAGAUUGUACCCCUCAACCCGUACCCAGAGCACGUGGACCCGGCCGCUCUCGGCUACGCUGGGAUAAAUCUAGGAGAUGACAAAGGCUUGGAGAUGGCCUUGGGGAACCUGGACAUCCAUACCAUGGAGAAGAUAGACGACUUUAAUCCAGACAAAGUCAAUCCACAGCUGCGUAAACCCCGCAGUCAAAGCUGGAAGAACGCACCGGCCUGCACCGGGACCAGUAUCUGGACCAGGGGCUUCAAACAAGCUGCUGCUGGCCCUCCACAGCCUGCUGCUUCUCCAGACCGGCCUCCAUCCACCAGGGGGAAGGAGAGAGUCGUCGGCCUGAACGGCCUCAGGCUUCCCUGCAGAGAGCUUCAAGUGAAGCGGCCGAGAGAUGACUCCUGCGUAUCUGAUGAGGACGUGCUGCAGCAGUACUCCAGAUCCAGCCCGAAGCGAUCCAAAUCAGAACAGCAGCCAGACGAGCCGCCGUUAGCCGGCCAGCUACCGAGACGCAAUCGUUUUGCCACGUUGCUGCAGAGGAGGAACCAGGAGCCAGAGGAGGACGGCCAGGUCACCUGCAGCAGGUUCUUCAGCAGUUCCAGUUCAGCAGCUAGUCUAAAAACGAAGUCCACUCAGGAAACAGAUUCUACAUCUGUGUACGCCCCCCAGGAUAAAACCCCACCCAGCACCCAGACCCAGGACAGCGAUGGCCCUGACGUCCCAUCUGUGGACACCCCCAGCUCACCAUCACCUAACCAAACGUCUCCCACUUCAGCCAGUCAGGGCCUCCGGCUGUUCCAGUGGUCCGGCUGCUCCUCCUCAACAGAAUCAAGAACACCAGCAUCCUCCUCGGGCCUGGCCGCCCUGCAGCAGUUUCACUACGAGAAGGAAAGUUUUUCUUCCUCUCAGAAGACUCGGGGACUGUUUGGAAACUCGUCUUCCUCACCUUCAUCCUUCAUCAACAGACAAUCAGAGGACAAGCACGACCUUCCCGACUCUCCCCCCUCCCAGGACAGUGCUUACUUCUCUCAGUCCCAGCCUCACCUCAAAGGGGAAACCCCCACCUCCAGCUCCCCCUCCUCCCCCUUUCAGGAGGAUGCAGCAUCGGAAAUCAACUCAAGUAAUGAUUUAGAGGCAGAAUUGAACACUUCCACCCACUCAGCAGACACAGAGAGGAAACCUGGCACGAAGAGGUCAAAGGUCUCAGGACUGUCCAAGCUGAAGUCCAGCAGUCGGGUGGCAAAGCCGCAAACGUUGGGCCCAGCCAGAGUCAGCGGACUGAGGAAGAAAUCGGUCGCUUCUGGGAGGAAAUGCUCCACCUCCAACAACGAGAACAACCCUGGUGUCCAGGCAACCAUCAGCAGCCUCUGGAAGAACUUCAGCUUCAAGAAGGACACCCAGAAGAUGAGUCCCUGUAAGAAAGAGCCCAUGUCUCCAGUCAAGGACAACGUCCUGACCUGCUGACGUCAUCCACCAUGAACCCGAUCUCCGUCUCUGAGUUUUCAUCUGGCUGUAUUUGUGUAUAGUUUUAAAUAAAACUUUGGUAAUCCAA